AUGACUUGGAAUCCCCUGGUUCACCUGAUCAAGCUUGUCCCCGCUUUUGCCAGGAACGGUGUGAACGUCGAAGGGGCGACCCACAAGCAGGUGGUGGACCUGAUCCGAGCGGGCGAGAAGGAGCUGAUCUUGACGGUCCUCUCGGUGCCGCCCCACGAGGCCGACAACCUCGACCCCAACGACGACUCCCUGGGCCAGUCCUUUUACGACUACACCGAGAAGCAGGCGGUGCCCAUCUCCAUCCCCACGUACAAGCAUGUGGAGCAGAAUGGUGAGAAGUUUGUGGUUUAUAAUGUUUACAUGGCAGGCCGGCAGCUUUGUUCGAAGCGGUAUCGCGAGUUUGCCAUCUUGCACCAGAACCUGAAGCGGGAAUUUGCCAACUUCACUUUCCCCCGCCUGCCGGGCAAAUGGCCGUUUUCGCUCUCUGAGCAGCAGCUGGACGCCAGGCGACGGGGCCUCGAGGAAUACCUGGAGAAAGUGUGUUCCAUCCGGGUCAUCGGGGAGAGCGACGUCAUGCAGGAGUUCCUGUCUGAGUCGGAUGAGAACUACAAUGGUGUCUCUGACGUGGAACUUCGAGUGGCUCUUCCAGACAUCACCACCGUAACUGUUCGGGUCAAGAAGAACAGCACCACGGACCAGGUGUAUCAGGCUGUGGCUGCCAAGGUUGGGAUGGACAGCACAACCGCAAACUACUUUGCCUUGUUUGAAGUGAUAAAUCACUCUUUUGUUCGGAAGCUGGCUCCCAACGAAUUUCCCCACAAGCUCUACGUGCAGAACUACACGUCCGCCGUGCCGGGGACCUGCCUGACGAUCCGGAAGUGGCUCUUCACUGCGGAAGAGGAAGUCCUUCUGAACGACAACGACCUGGCCGUCACCUAUUUCUUCCACCAGGCCGUUGAUGAUGUGAAGAAGGGAUACAUCAAAGCAGAGGAGAAGUCCUACCAGCUGCAGAAACUCUGCGAGCAAAGGAAAAUGGUCAUGUACCUUAACAUGUUGCGGACCUGCGAGGGUUACAAUGAGAUCAUCUUCCCGCACUGCUCCUGCGACUCACGCCGCAAAGGGCAUGUGAUCACAGCCAUCAGCAUCAAGCACUUUAAACUCCACGCCUGCACCGAGGAAGGCCAGCUGGAGAACCAGGUAAUAGCCUUUGAAUGGGAUGAGAUGCAGCGGUGGGACACGGAUGAGGAAGGCAUGGCCUUCUGCUUCGAAUACGCACGAGGGGAAAAGAAGCCACGAUGGGUUAAAAUCUUCACCCCUUACUUUAACUACAUGCACGAGUGUUUUGAGCGAGUUUUCUGCGAGCUCAAGUGGCGGAAAGAGGUGGAGGAAGAAGCAACAGACAAAGAUAACAAGAACUGCAGUAAAGACAACAUGUGCAGCAAGAACAUCUUUCAGAUGAUGCGGACACAGCACAGAGACAUUACAACUUAGCCCUGAGCCCACCUUGGACAAAUAUACGUGUUAUCCCUUCCUCGGCCCCACCCCACCCCAAAUUAACACUUUUAAAAACAGAAACAAAACAAAAAAAAAAUCAGAGAGAAAGAGAGAGAUAAUGGUUUAUUGUAUUAAAGCCCUUAAACUAAAUAUUAAUACCAUUUGUGAAUUUCAUGUUAAGCCAGUUGGGGGCAGGGAAGCCAGCAAAGGCGUUGGAAAUGAGGGAGUGGGGAAUCCAGAUUAUUAGCCAAUGAAAAUUGUUGUUUUCUAGUUUAUCCCCUUCCUGGGGUCUUGUUGUUCAGAGAUGGACUACGCUGCGGGAAUAUAUUUUUUUCUUUGUUCCCCCUUCUGUUUUUUUGUUUUGUUUUUACAACUGGAUAUGGAAAUGUACAUCCAUUUGCACUGUUUGGACAUAUAUAUGUAUGUAUGUAAAAAUUAUAUAUACAAACUAUCA
This is a messenger RNA of Pogona vitticeps (central bearded dragon), 1888 nucleotides long. The record is from RefSeq and is a predicted model, not a curated record. NCBI's taxonomy places the organism in Eukaryota, Metazoa, Chordata, Lepidosauria, Squamata, Agamidae.